AUGUCAGCCAUGUUCCAGAGUGCUGUGAUCUACGACGAGUACGAAUUCACCGGCCACAACUCCGCUCUCGGUGCGGUGUGCUACAAUCGGCACCAGGACACCUUCGCGUCGGUGGAUGAAACUUGUUUAAGGCUUUGGCGCGCUCACAGCGGCGGUCAGCUUCGCGUAGUGAGUCUGCCCGCUCGUACAUCGCGGUUCAUCCAGGCCAUCACAUACGUCGAUGCUCGUCAGAUUUUCGUUGCCUCGGCACUUGAUGGAGCUCUGCACUUGUACGACCCAAAUCUGAAUGAACUCGCAGCUCUCUUCACCGGUCGUGGCACCGUUCUCAGCAUGGUCUUUGAUGGUCGACACAACCGAGUGCUCUGUGGGGGCGUCGACGGCUGUACAGCCUGGCAGUUCAAGCCACGACCGUCAGCAAUGCCCGAAGGAGCUCUCAACGCUCACUAUGAGUUCACUCAUCUGCCGGUAUUCUUCCAUGGCACUGCAGUGACCCAUUCGAGUCGAAAGAAACCGCUUAAGUCGCCGAAAACUUCACGGGGGCGUGCCGGUUGGGUGGAACGAUUACGACUUGGCCCGGAGAGCGUACGGCUGUACGCACAGACUAGAAACUGGAUCGACGUCUUCAACACCGUCGACGGGACUCAUCUUGAACGCUGGGACGACCUGUUCCCAUCCGACCACGGCACUUUGACAGCCUUCAUCGUGCAAGAACGCGCCAAGUAUCUCGUCUGCGGUACCAGCAGCGGCGCUAUCGUUGUGCUCUCGCUCCACCCCAACUCGAUCGUCCACGUCUUCAAGGACCAUACGCAAGCAAUCACAAGUUUGACAGAGCACACGGCGUCCCGUCUCAUAAUCUCGAGCUCCCUCGAUGGUUCUGUGCGACUGUGGGACCUCGAGGCGCGCCGUCAAGCUCACCGUCUCAACGUUGGCCACAGCGUGUAUGCGUUGCAGCUGCUCGCCCCAGCGAGUUCUCGCACAACUGAGGCAGAACUGGCCGAUCGAUUCUGCUGUCAGCUUCGUAAUACAAUUAAGAUCUACAACAUCCAGUCCAUUCUAAAAGAACACCAGCCGUGCCAAGUGCCCGUCUGUAUAUUACAGCGUGUAGUGUCCCCCGUGAAAGGCCUGAGUAAAGGUCGUCUUGAAAGUGAAGUCACUGAGAAAAACAAGGGUAGAAGAAGUUCAUACUCAGAUGAAGAAGAAGAGGGAGAUUCGGCAGCAAAAACCAAGCAGCUUGUCCUUGUAGUCUGUAUGGAUAAAACGAUCCGCGUGUUCGCAGGUCGUAUGCAAAACGAAGCGCCCAGCUUCGCGUGGAUUCCCGACGAACAGGCUUUGGAUCUUGUAGCUGUCGCUCUUCAUCCAGUUUCGCAACAUUUGUUUCUCUUACUAAGCAGCCAAAAGCUGCUUAUUGUAAAUGCAUCUCCUCGUCCACACAACCGAAAGUCUACAGACGACGAUGGCAACAACGACGAAAUCGAAUCGCAAGACGGUGCAGAAGCCACGACCAGCAGCGUGGAACGCGUGAUUGAUCUCAACUCAUCGAUGAUCGCCAGGGAACCAGGCGGAAGUAGUGCACGAAGCCCCCUGGAUGACAACACCGAAACACCCGAGAGCUUUAACAACUUUUCAGGUGGUCAAGGCAAUGCCAACACCGGCACAGCUCUGCGUUGUAUUUGCGUGUGUCCAUUCCCGCCAAUUUUUAAUGCGGUUCGUCCGCAAGCGAGAACCGGGAGAUCAGCACGACACCGCCGGCAGUCCCACUUUGGUUCAGGGACUACGGUACCACCCGUACCUCCACUUCUACGUCGCAAUUGUUUAAUUCAGUCCGAGUGGGAGUGGAUAGCGUGCGGCAGUGACUUCGGUCAGCUACUUUUCUGGCAUACAGGUUUGCGUGGAGGACGUGACGCUGCGCUAACGCUAGAUGCGCAUGACACUUCUAUUGUGGAUAUUAGUGCUAGUGCUUCAUCUCCUUUGCUAGUAACAUUGGAUACUGUGGGUCGAGUGCAACUCUGGAGUCUCCAGCCAGAGUUUGCGCUGCGUCAUGUGCUCGAACUCGGUCAGAAACCGACGAUAUUCGCGCUAUCGCCACUGUCCGAGAUUAUUUUAACCGGGUACGAUGAUGGUCGCGUCGUUUUGCACGCAGUUGGCUACCAAGCUGCAGGUGUUGAAGCGUUUAUGGGUACAGACGACCACCACAAUACAACUGUGAGCGCCGGUGACUUUCUGGAUGAAAAGUUCCUGGUUUUGACCGUCAGUGUCGACGCUAUUGUCAAAGUCUGGGACCAACAGCGAAAUCUCCUUCGCCAAGUCACAUUAGCCACCGCAGUCAGCAGUCUCUCUUUCCUCAAUGCGAAUGGCGAUUUGUUGGCUGGGCUCGCAAAAGGAACCUUCUUUAUAUCGAGGCGCGAUAUUUUACCUGAAAAAAUACCGAAGCCACCGCUGCGACGACGGAUUCAAGGCACUACACAAGAUGCAAAGAUUGAAGUAAGCGAUCAAGUUGAAAGUGCUGUAAGCACACCAACACUCCUGUCCGUACCUUCGAAUCAGCAAAUUGCAACGAUGGAGGAUUUCACGCUUGAAUUACCGUCGCAACAGAAGAUAAUAUUGCCGUUCAGACCCCCGGACCCCGAAACGUCGGCGAAACAACUUCUGGCACAUGUCAUCCAGCGACCCAUUGAAGCCGCGAAUCGACCGCCUGUGUUGCGUAGCCUCAAUUCUCUAGGAAGAGUAUCUUCAAGCCGUCGAGGCGACUUCAGCAAUACCACUUCGGAACGUCAGACCACUGUCUCCGUACCAGAAACUCAUGCGAGCUCCGCUGCGAGGACUGUCGUACCGACGAAAGAGAUGUCAGAUUCCUGCAGCACCAUUGGUACUCCAGACACUCGGCCCGAGCCCACGAACGUCACUUACAAAAAGCCGGCCUUCUAA
This is a messenger RNA of Phytophthora infestans T30-4, 2925 nucleotides long. RefSeq lists its product as uncharacterized. Lineage: Eukaryota; Oomycota; Peronosporomycetes; Peronosporales; Peronosporaceae. The transcript has 2 exons. The record is from RefSeq and is a predicted model, not a curated record. The coding region runs from base 1 to 2925 and encodes 974 amino acids. Gene Ontology annotation, molecular function: protein binding.